This is a messenger RNA of Oncorhynchus nerka (sockeye salmon), 466 nucleotides long. RefSeq names its product maternal embryonic leucine zipper kinase-like. Lineage: Eukaryota; Metazoa; Chordata; Actinopteri; Salmoniformes; Salmonidae. The transcript has 4 exons. The record is from RefSeq and is a predicted model, not a curated record. The annotation marks the transcript as partial.
AAGAGACUGAGGGAGAGAGUGGAAGGAAAGGAGGAAGAAGAGAUGGAGCUGCUGGCCUUCAGCCCAGAGAGAAGGUAUGAUGGAGCUGCUGGCCUUCAGCCCAGAGAGAAGGUCCCGGUCGUUAGACCUGGCGGGGGCGUCUCGGGGGGACAGCAGCCAGAAGAGAAGGGGGGGGAAGGUUUUCGGCAGUCUGGAGAGAGGCCUGGAUAAAGUCAUCACCUUGCUCACACCCAGCAAGAGACGAGGGCUGCGGGACAGACCACGCAGGAUCAAGGCCCAGUAUAAUGUAACGUUGACCAGUCAGACCAACCCAGACCAGGUGUUGAACCAGAUCCUCUCCAUUCUACCGGAGAAACACGUCGACUUCGCACAGAAAGGCUAUACUCUGAAGUGUCGCACCCAGGGGGACUUUGGGAAGGUGACCAUGGCGUUUGAGCUGGAGGUGUGUCUGCUGCACAGACCUGAG